CCGUGAUUAAAGAGCCGUGACUGCCCGGCCGUCUUCCCGCGGCCUCAGGAGCACGCCACGGCCGCUGAGCACCGCACUGGAUCAAAGAUACGGUGCCAGCGCAAGCGAGCCGCCCCACGCCAGCCGUCGCGCCAAAAUCAGUCAGCUCUGAGGCAGGCGGAAACCGCAAGCCCGAGCGCGGCACGCCCGCAAACGCCGAGCGAGCGCGUAAAAAGAGGCGCCAACUACCACUAAAACACAACCGGGCCAAAAGGAAGCGAUGCCGCGCCCGGCCUACACCCCGCUCGACGUCGAGCAGCAAGAGGAGCGACCAACAGUACAAAUCCCGAACGUGCUGCGGAGGGAGGAGCCGUCGCGGAGCGCGAGACGAGGCCGACGACUUUUGAGAUUACUGCACGCCAACGACCCCUUGGUGGCCUUCUACUGCUCGUGUCUCGUUAACCUUCCCCAAAUUAUUGCAGUGAUCGUCGUCUUCGCGUACUUUAAUGAAAACAAAGUCUGUUCCGUAACGGCCCGGAGGCAGUGGCGCGCCUGGGGGAUUGUGCACGCUCUUCGAUUAACAGCCGGAACUUUGGUGAGUGCGGGCCGCGCCCGGUUAGCAGCGACCGCGGGACCGCCUCCGGAGCCCGAAGGCCGGCGACGUUUACGAGCACUGGCCGCCAACGCCCGGAACUCCCUGGAUGCAUUAGCGCUGAUCUGGUUCGUGGUGGGGAACAUGUGGUUACUUGGUAGCGUACCAUCUACUACAUCAUCAGGUGUCUGCCACGACGCGGGAAGAAGCCCAGUGUACGUCACCGAUGUAGCGAUGCUCGUCAUCCAGUACGCGCAGAUUUGUUUGCCGUGUUUGUUUGCCGUGGCGAUGGUGCCCGUCUUCUGCUUUUGCCUGCCGUGUGUGAUUCGGUUGUUGGCGGCGCUGCACGAUCCCCAACAUGGGCGAGGCGCGACACGGAGAGAUCUAGACAAAUUGCCGACUUGCCCCUUCAGUGCGGAUUUAGACCUACUGAAGGGCGAGGAGCCGUGCUGCCCCGUGUGUAUCUGCGACUAUGAAGAAAAUGACCGGUUGCGAGUCCUGCCCUGCUCGCACGUCUUCCAUGCGGACUGCGUGGACCAGUGGCUCGCGGUCAACGCGACGUGUCCCUUGUGCCGGAAGUCGAUCUUCGUGCCCGACAGCGACGUGGAGUCACCGACGCCGGGCGUAAACUUAACGUGACAUUAA
Pelagomonas calceolata is the source of this 1216-nucleotide messenger RNA. Lineage: Eukaryota; Pelagophyceae; Pelagomonadales; Pelagomonadaceae. The record is from the annotation of a GenBank genome assembly.